Molecule: messenger RNA, 801 nt
Organism: Lodderomyces theae
Lineage: Eukaryota; Fungi; Ascomycota; Pichiomycetes; Serinales; Debaryomycetaceae
Product: MARVEL domain-containing protein
Exons: 1
Coding region: 1-801 (266 amino acids)
Cellular component (GO): membrane
Source: RefSeq, a predicted model, not a curated record
AUGAACAUUACCAAAAGAGUAACAAGCAUCAUAUUACGUGUCGUUGAAUGUGCAUUUGCAGUUAUCGUUUUGGGUCUCUCAGCUGGAGUAUUGGCGGGCUUUAACGCAAACAUUUCACGUGUCUCCUUCAAUCUCGUGGUUGCAAUCUUCAACAUCAUCUGGAUAGCUUACGUGGCAUUCAUUGCGCCAAUAGUAUUGGCAAACCAAACGCCAACAGCAGUGGUUUUCGCAGUCCAAGUCAUCUUUUGGGUAUUUUAUCUUGCUGGUUGGGCCGCAAUUGCUGAUGCGUUUCCAAGUGAUUGUAACUGGUGGUUCUUUUCGCGUGAUUCUGAAAGUACUUGUCGUGCGUAUCAAGCUAUCUUGCCCUUUUCUUUAUUAAAUUGGUUUUGGUUUAGUCUCGAAUUGGCAUUGUUUAUUGGGUACAGUUUUGUUCCUGAAAUCAAAACUUUGGGAAGUAAUCACUUGUUAACAAACACAACUUAUUAUUGGGGUACUGUGUUCAAUGCCGAGGCUACCACUUCAAAAGGUGUUGGUGGGUUAAACUUUACUGAUACUGCUGGUGUCGGCAAAGAAGGUGUUGUUGCCGAUGGUGGUGAUGAUGGUAUCAUUGCUCCUCAUCUUGACGAUGAAGCGGCUGUUGGAAAUGGAGUCAGUGAUGAGAAUGCAUACAAUACCCACGGCGAAGAAGAGUCAAAGGUGGUCACUGAAGGCUCAGAUACAUCCGAUCAUCAUCAACAAGCUGGGUUGGAAUAUGGUUCAAGAACAAACGGUACGAUCCCACCACCUACUCAUCAAAUCUAA